Zingiber officinale is the source of this 1008-nucleotide messenger RNA. RefSeq names its product protein AE7-like. Gene Ontology annotation, biological process: iron-sulfur cluster assembly. Bases 266 to 745 code for a protein of 159 amino acids. Lineage: Eukaryota; Viridiplantae; Streptophyta; Magnoliopsida; Zingiberales; Zingiberaceae. The transcript is spliced from 6 exons. The record is from RefSeq and is a predicted model, not a curated record.
CUCCAAACAUUCUUUCUUCUUUCAUCCCUGCGUCGGCGAGGCGCCCACCGAUCUCUCCAUCGUCUUCGUCUUCGUCUUCGUCUUCGUUUCUGAAAGGCUGUGCGGCUUCGGCAACAAUCGCUCCCUUUCCACCUUGAUUCGGCGUUGUUGGUGCUCCCACCUCCUCCGGCACGAAUCCUGCCUGCGGGAACUUAUCACUGCGAAUUGAACACGGUCUGUACAGAAGUCAGAAAUUUCAUUUGGUGUUCCUAUUGAAUAGUGGAUUAUGGCUUCUGGAUUGAUAAAUGCCAAUCCUGUAGUGUAUGAAAGAAAAGAGCGUCAAGUUCGAAGCUCACCUACCAUCAUCAAUGAGAAUGCAGAAGAGCUUAUUGAUCAACAGGAAAUUUUUGAUUAUAUUAGAGAUAUACAGGAUCCGGAACACCCAUACACACUGGAAGAGUUGAAUGUGGUUAAUGAAGAUUCAAUUGAAGUGAAUGCUAAGCAAAAUACUGUUAGGGUUACUUUUACUCCAACUGUUGAGCAUUGCAGUUUAGCCACUACCAUCGGACUUUGUCUUCGUGUCAAACUGAUGCGCAGUCUCCCUUCUCAUUACAAGGUGGACAUAAGGGUGGCGCCUGGGACGCACUCUACUGAAGCUUCUGUAAACAAGCAGUUAAAUGACAAAGAACGUGUUGCAGCAGCUUUGGAAAAUCCUAAUUUGAUGUAUAUGAUAAAUCGAUGCUUAGAAUCAGCCUACUGCGACUAAUGUCGUCGCUUCUCCCAGGAUCAUUCUGUUCGUUGUCACUUCUCACACACCACACAAUUAUCUACAGCUCCAUUGAAUUCUGCUUCAGAUUUCACAUACCAAAAUAAAUAUGAGCAUCCAUGAAUAUGUAUCCUAUUGCUUUGCUGCUUUUUUGUGUGUAAAUUUAAAGAAUUUAACUUGUAUUGCAAAUAAACAAGACACUGUUCAAUCAUUUGAAUAGCAUACAAUGCAAUGUCGGAAGAUAGUCUUGUGGGAUCUUUGCA